UACAUAUACCCCUUUCUCCUCACCUCUAAACCAUACCAAAAAAUCAUGACUUCUCUCAAAGCAAUUUUCUUAGUAGUCCUGGCCAUUGCUUGUGCAUCAAGCAGCCUAGUACAAGCUCAGAACUGCGGUUGCGGUGCCGGCAUUUGCUGCAGCCAAUGGGGCUUCUGCGGCACCACAAUCGAGUACUGUGGUGAAGGGUGCCGAGAAGGUCCUUGCGAUACUCCAGUUCCAAGUACGCCUAACGAUGUCUCCGUUCCAGAAGUUGUGACUGACGCUUUCUUUAACGGGAUAAUUGAUCAAUCUGACGCUAGUUGUGCUGGUAGGAAUUUUUAUAGCAGGUCUGCUUUCUUGGAUGCUCUUAAUCACUAUCCACAGUUUGGGACGGUUGGAUCCACUGAUGAUUCUAGGCGUGAAAUUGCGGCUUUCUUUGCUCAUGUUACUCAUGAAACUGGACAUUUUUGCUACAUAGAGGAAAUAAAUGGAGCCUCAGGCGAUUAUUGUGACGAGACCAACACAGAUUGGCCAUGCAAUCCAGACAGGCAAUACUAUGGUAGGGGACCGAUUCAGCUGUCAUGGAACUUCAACUAUGGACCAGCCGGCCAAAGCAUUGGCUUCGACGGAUUGAACGCGCCGGAAACAGUUGCCAACGAUCCCGUUAUCGCCUUCAGAACAGCCUUAUGGUAUUGGAUGAACAAUGUCCACUCUCGCAUUAUCUCCGGCCAAGGGUUUGGGUCGACCAUUCGAGCUAUCAAUGGACAAUUAGAAUGUGAUGGUGGUAAUCCAGCUACUGUUAAUGCACGUAUUGGUUACUAUACUCAGUAUUGUAAUCAACUUGGUGUAUCUCCUGGUGAUAACCUUACUUGCUAGUGCUAAUUAAUUAGUUAUACUGAUGUAUUUCAAUAAUUUUAUUUGUUGAUCAUAUUCAUGGUGCAUGUUGUUACAUAGCUACAUGUUGCAAUUACCAACUUUUUACUCGAAAUAUAUGUAUACUCUCAAGUCUCACGUACCUUAAUAAGUGAAAUAUUUGCUUUUUUAA
Molecule: messenger RNA, 1036 nt
Organism: Beta vulgaris subsp. vulgaris (sugar beet)
Lineage: Eukaryota; Viridiplantae; Streptophyta; Magnoliopsida; Caryophyllales; Amaranthaceae
Product: endochitinase EP3
Exons: 2
Coding region: 46-867 (273 amino acids)
Biological process (GO): chitin catabolic process; cell wall macromolecule catabolic process; carbohydrate metabolic process
Molecular function (GO): chitinase activity; chitin binding
Source: RefSeq, a predicted model, not a curated record